AUGAAGACAGCCCUGCUGUUCCUUGUUGCCCUGGCUGUGGCUUCUGGGCCAGCCCAGGCUCUCCGGUGUCACGUAUGCACAAGCUCCACCAACUGUGAGAAACCUCAGAUCUGCUCAGCCAACUCAAACUUCUGCAGGACCGUGACCAGGGUGGAGCCCCUGUCUGGGAACCUGGUGGACAAGGACUGCGCGGAGUCGUGCACGCCCACGCACAGCCUGCAAGGCCAAGUCAGCAGGGGGUCGUCGACCACCCUGUGCUGCCAGGGCGACCUGUGCAACGAGAGUCUGCAGAGUGCCGCGCCCGCCCGCGCCCUGCUCACCAGCGACCCCCUCGGCCUGGCGCUGGCCCUGGGCCUCCUCGGCCUCACCUGGGCCGCCAGCCUGUGA
Lipotes vexillifer (Yangtze River dolphin) is the source of this 387-nucleotide messenger RNA. It is a transcript of the gene LY6D, whose product is annotated as lymphocyte antigen 6 family member D. The transcript has 3 exons. NCBI's taxonomy places the organism in Eukaryota, Metazoa, Chordata, Mammalia, Artiodactyla, Lipotidae. Gene Ontology annotation, biological process: lymphocyte differentiation. Gene Ontology annotation, cellular component: cell surface. The coding region runs from base 1 to 387 and encodes 128 amino acids. The record is from RefSeq and is a predicted model, not a curated record.